Molecule: messenger RNA, 1614 nt
Organism: Colletotrichum tamarilloi
Lineage: Eukaryota; Fungi; Ascomycota; Sordariomycetes; Glomerellales; Glomerellaceae
Exons: 3
Coding region: 1-1614 (537 amino acids)
Biological process (GO): carbohydrate metabolic process
Molecular function (GO): hydrolase activity, hydrolyzing O-glycosyl compounds
Source: RefSeq, a predicted model, not a curated record
AUGAUCCCUCACUUGGGCCGUUUGGUCUUAGGACUUUCUCUCAAUUUUUGGGCAGCUCUAGUAGCAGCUGAUAACUCAACAUUCUACAACCCAAUCCUACCCGGCUGGCACUCCGAUCCAUCAUGUGUCCACGUUGAUGGCACCUUCUACUGCGUCACCUCAAGUUUCAUCACUUUCCCUGGACAACAAGAAGGCUUCUACGCCGCAACUAUUCGGCACCAUGAUGGCGAGUUCUGGGUUGUGUGCGAGUACCUCGGCCUGCCCUACGGAAUGUUGGGAACGGUCUUCAAAACGAACAAUCCGUUCGAUGGAGCAAGCUGGAGUGACCCUUACACAUUCCUAACACCCAACGGAGAUCUGGAUCUUUUCUGGGACGACGACGGAAAAAUGUACAUCCCGGGAGGCGGCCACGUUCUCCUCGACGUCGACCUCGAGACGGGGACGGUUGUCAACAACACGUUCCUCUGGGGCGGCACCGGUGGUGUUUGGCCUGAAGGCCCUCACAUUUACCGCAAAGAUGGCUGGUACUACAUCUCUGCUGCCGAGGGUGGGACCGAGACUGGGCACUACCAGGUCAUGGCCCGAUCUUCCAGUCUGACGGGCCCGUAUGAGCCGUGCCCGUACAACCCGGUCUUGACCAAUAAGGAUACCGAUGAAUAUUUCCAGACUAUCGGCCACGCAGACCUAUUCCAAGACUUUGAUGGAAACUGGUGGGGUGUCGCGCUAGCCACCCGUUCCGGGCCAGAAUGGAGAAUCUAUCCCAUGGGUCGCGAGACGGUCUUGUAUCCAGUCACCUGGCGCGAAGGCGAGUGGCCGAUACUGGAACCCGUCAGAGGCAAAAUGUCGGGUUGGCAAAUGCCCCCGGCAUCUAGAGAUCUCCCCGGAGACGGCCCGUUCAACUCGGACCCCGACGCGUACGAUUUUACGGCACUGGGUGUUAUCCCUCGGAAUCUCAUCCACUGGAGGGUUCCAAAUGAGGGCGCCUUUUCGAUUGAAAGCUCGAGGGGGCUCCAUAUUGUGCCUAGUCGCGCGAACCUCACGGGCGAUAAUGCGGAUCUGGACGGCCGUUCGGGGCUAUCUUUCAUCGGACGACCUCAGACGGACUCUCUCUUUACCUUCGAAGCCGUCAUUGAUGCACUGACCGCUGAUAUAGACCAAGAAACCGGUGUUACGUUGUUCCUGACGCAGUUCAAUCACGCCGAUGUUGGGGUAGUGGUCCUCCCCAAGACAGACGGCUCCGAAGGGAACGACCGCAUGCUACGCUUCAGGGCAACGGGAGAAGAUGCUCCCGUGGAGAAUAUCGCCAAGGUGCCUGAAGCGUGGAGAGACGACUCGAUUCGCUUCCAGAUCGCCACAGUCAACAGCACUUACUACACGAUGGCCGCAUCCCAGGCUUCUCAACCGGACCAGCAAGUUGUCAUGGGUACAUUCUCGGCACGAUUAGUCAGUGGCCAGAGUGGUCCUUUCACCGGAUCGUUGGUCGGCGUCUACGCUACCUGUAACGGCGCUGGCUCAGGAGUCGAGUGCCCCUCCGGAGGUGAUAGUUGGGUGAAGGAAUGGCAUUACGAAGGUAAAGGUCAAUACUACACUGCAACCGACCUUAUCCCAGAGUAA